This is a messenger RNA of Aspergillus ochraceoroseus IBT 24754, 907 nucleotides long. RefSeq lists its product as uncharacterized. The record is from RefSeq and is a predicted model, not a curated record. Bases 1 to 633 code for a protein of 210 amino acids. The transcript is spliced from 3 exons. NCBI's taxonomy places the organism in Eukaryota, Fungi, Ascomycota, Eurotiomycetes, Eurotiales, Aspergillaceae.
AUGUUGCCCCUAAUCCUGUUGCGAGCACAAUGCUGGAAAAAUACAAAUCCUGGAACACCUAUUGUCAAGGAUUUACGCGCCCAGAUAUUGAAAAAGGGAGCUUUGCGGUUGCCCGGUACUCUCAGCUUGAGGUUACAAACACUGAAGACAAGGUUGAUCAGCCUAGCCCUUGCGACUCCUAUCGCACAUCGGACGCGAGGUCGUGCACAACAAAUCAGUAGGAAGCUUGCAGACAUGCAUUUGGAGACGCCCUCGAAGUCAACCAAUACUACCAAGACUCUGGAUAUUGAGGAAGUCGAUUUGAAUGAGGCGUUUACUAUUCCGAGAACCCCGAGCCCAGAGACCCCGAGCCCAUUCCGGGAGAUAACACCGGCUCCUAAAGAACUGGAGAACGUGCUAUAUAUCGUGAAUUGUGCUCUGGUCAUCUUCCUCAACGCUCUGACCUUCAAAUUUCAACUCGCGAAUAAGUGGACCUUGCACAGAAAGGUUUUCAAUGCUACCUUUGAUGACGCUAGUUUUGAAGCAAGAACCGAUGGAUAUCUCGACGAUCGCAAGGGAAACGCCCAGGCCAUAAUCGAAGUGAAGCCAGUGACAAGAUCAAAAAAACGACUAGCAGUCAUUAAGCAGGGGUAAUUUGCUAUAGUGUUCCUUGGAAUAUGGGGUUUGGAAUCUGGUAACCAGCCAGUCGAUCUAUGCAAGUAUUACAUACUCUACUGCAUCAAGAAGGUUCCAUGAAGCGCAGGAUAUGUGAUCAGUGUCUAUUAAAUACUGCAUGGGGUUUCUUCAUAGCGCCAACUUUUGCAUCAUUAGCUGCCAUGCCUGAAUCCCCUUCUAUGUACGUGUCGUGUCAGUAUUAUAGAGAUCUAGAAGAUAAAAGCGGGAGCGGGCGCUAAUGUAUGUACUCUGG